Molecule: messenger RNA, 1581 nt
Organism: Babesia bigemina
Lineage: Eukaryota; Apicomplexa; Aconoidasida; Piroplasmida; Babesiidae
Exons: 3
Coding region: 1-1581 (526 amino acids)
Source: RefSeq, a predicted model, not a curated record
AUGCGCGGCAGUCAUGCCGUGAAUCUGCGGCGCGUGCUCUCACUGCCAACGGCCCGGCGUGAGACCUUUUUGUUCGGCCGGGCACGUGCUAGACCCCGUGCCACCAGGUCUGGCCUGGCAAAGCCAAUACGACGCGAGGGUGCUCCAGGCACUGUAAUAACACCGAGUUCAUUAGGAAAUGGGGUUUCAAACGACACGGAUUACGACACUCAAUCCGCAUGGUAUGGUGCCCCGGCACCCACGGGUGGCAGGGCGGCACUGGUGCCCCAGUCCCCCCAAAGCGCAGAUGGCAAGGUAUCAGACAGUAUUGCCGGCCGGAUAAAUGCGUCGUUUGACCGCAGCGAUAUCGCAUAUUCGGCAUCGAAUUUGAUGGAAGGUCGCCAGUCUCCGUUGUCCGUUGAGGCGGUUCUCGAUCUCCAGAUUCGGCAGAAUGUCUUCAACCUACCUGCGCCGAGGCUACGCGUCUGGCUCUACAACCUGGACAUAGGGACAAUAGCACAAGCUGCAUUGAGUAAUCUGUUUUCAGCAACCCCUUCUGUAGACAAGGUAUUGGUAGCUGAAUCCGUGCUGGCGAACAAGGUCGGGUCUGAGCACGGAGUUAGGUCGUGCAGGGACGCGUUUCUGCUGCUUAAGUUACAGCGUGCUUUAUUGUUAUUAGGCUUAAGAUGUGAGCUCAAUUUGGCACUGUACCGACCUUGCAUCCAGCUGCUGAACUUUAAGCUGGACAGUAUGCGCAGUGAGCACGUGGUGCAUGUAUGCCAGACGCUUGCUUGGUUAUGGCAUCGCAUGGCUCUGGAUGGCAAGUUGGAGAGUAUUAGGGACUGUCACGGCCUGAAGGAAGCUGACGAUUUACAGGCCUCUCUUUACUCCCCGCUAGUGUCCUGCUUGGAGAGGGCCGUAUUGGAUAUCGGUCCAGAUACCAUUACCCGGUUACUGGAUCUGCUGGUGAUGUUGCAACGCCAACUGAGUAAGGGUAAGCUUAUGAGUAGUGAGCGCGUGGAGAGUAACUUGCCGAAGCCGUUUUACUUCGUCUGUAAAGAGGUGCUGGCAAAAUUAAGCAAGUCUGUGGACUACAAGGACUUCCACCUGGUGGUUAGGUGCCUGUCACGGUGCAGCAGCGUGGACCCAGUGAGUCUCAAUUGCGUUUUGUUACUGUACAAAUCGCUUGCGACGGGUUCCGAGUCUUCAAUGUACUACCCGUUGGAACGCUUUGUGGUGGAGGUUAUCCUGCGUGGUCUGGAAAUAGAGCCGGUAACAAAGGAUGCUAAUGCAGAGCUAAGACGAACACAAACUGAGGCUGCAAGCACUUAUCAAGCGGCGUUGACGCCGCUACCCUCAUGUUACAUCACGGUGCCAAAGGGGUACCGCCGGAAGGUGCAUUCGUUGAAAGACAUAUCACCGCUGAUAUCGUGGGCCGUCGGUACACUGAAGCGUUCUAUGGACCCUUCAGUGGCCGAUAUGUGCGACUACAGCCAUAUUAAGCGUCAUUACCGCAUGCGCAGCAGCCUACAGCUGCCCCUCACAGAUCUGUUGCGAUCGUCUGCCGACCGGAACAACAGCGCGCCUGCAACUCCCUCGUAA